AUGCAACGCGCCGGGAUGGCGGGGCGCGGCCCCCUGCCCCUGCCCCUGCUCUGCCUCUGCCUGGCGCUGGCCUCCGCCGCGGGCUCCGAGGCUCCCUUCUCCCCGCCGCUGGGGGACAUCGGCGCCUGCCAGCAGCGCUGCGGCCACCCCCCAGGCGCAGCCCGGGAUGCCGUGCUCAACGCCUGUUACCGAGGAUGCCGGCUGUUCUCCAUCUGUCACUUUGUGGAUGCGAGCGCCGAGCUGAACACAACCAGAGCCGAAUGUGAAUCAGCUUGUAUCGAAGCCUAUGGCAGCGCCGAGGAGCAGUUCGGCUGCACGACUGGAUGCAGGAAGCAGCUGCCCGAAUCGCAGAGCCGGAAAGACAAGAGUCUGGAGCUGCAGCCCGUGUCCUUCUCCAUGUUUGACUUGGUCUCCAGCUUUUGCAACGACAUCGUCAGCUCUGCCCAGAGCUUCAUCUCCUCCACCUGGACCUUCUACCUGCAGGCAGACGAUGGCAAAGUGGUGGUGUUCCAGUCCCAGCCGGAGAUCGAGUACCCGGUGCCCGAGGCGCCAGCGCCCAAGUCGGAGCUGAUGGAGAAGUCCUGGCCUGUCUCCAGUCCUAACACCCUGAAGCCCCACAUAGGCCCCCAGGAAAAGCUGGAGAAACCCCCCAUGAAAGAGCCAAAGAGCAAAGCCAAGCUCCAGCACCUGGAGACCCAACAACCAGAGCACGACUUCCUGGGCUGCAUGUCCAAGCGCUCAGGCCUUCCUCGCUGGAUCCUGGCUGCCUGCCUCUUCCUCUCCAUCAUGGUGAUGUUGUGGCUCAGCUGUGCCAGCCUAGUGACCGCCCCGGACCAGCACAUCAAGACCCAGCCGCUGAGCAUUAACGGCGAUAAGGAGUACCUGGAGGACCUGGAUGGCUCGGCCCCCUUUUCUCUGCACCCUGUGAUUGCUGUCACCAUCUGCCCAGCGGACGACAACGAGGAGGCGGGGCCGCUGCCGGUCAAGGUGGAUCUGGACAAAACCGUGAUCUAG
This is a messenger RNA of Emys orbicularis (European pond turtle), 1014 nucleotides long. It is a transcript of the gene TMEM59L, whose product is annotated as transmembrane protein 59 like. Lineage: Eukaryota; Metazoa; Chordata; Testudines; Emydidae. The coding region runs from base 1 to 1014 and encodes 337 amino acids. The record is from RefSeq and is a predicted model, not a curated record. The transcript is spliced from 8 exons.